This is a messenger RNA of Castor canadensis (American beaver), 2248 nucleotides long. RefSeq names its product glutaminyl-peptide cyclotransferase like (gene Qpctl). The record is from RefSeq and is a predicted model, not a curated record. Gene Ontology annotation, molecular function: zinc ion binding; glutaminyl-peptide cyclotransferase activity. NCBI's taxonomy places the organism in Eukaryota, Metazoa, Chordata, Mammalia, Rodentia, Castoridae.
UUUCGGGGCAACGCUGCCAUGCGUUCCGGGGGCCGCGGGCGGCCCCGGCUCCGGCUCGGGGAACAUGGCCUUUUAGAGCCACCUUCUCCACCUAAGCGCCGCCUGCUGCCGCGCGCGCAGCUGGUGCCCCUGCUGCUGCUGGCGCUGGCCGUGGGCUCCGCGCUGUACCUCAUCUGUCUAGGCUGGCAUCGAGGAAAUGAGGAGCUGUCGCGGGGCCGGGAGGCACGGAUCCCAGUGGUUGGAAGCCUUCCUGAAGCCAGGCUGCGGAGGGUGGUGGGGCAGCUGGACCCGCAGCGUCUUUGGGGAAAUUUUCUGCGUCCCCUGCUGAUUGUGCGAACGCCCGGUAGCCCUGGCAAUCUUCAAGUCAGAAAGUUCCUGGAGGCCACACUACGAGCCCUGACAGCAGGCUGGCACGUGGAACUAGAUCCCUUCACAGCCUCGACGCCCCUGGGGCCACUGGACUUUGGAAAUGUGGUGGCCACUCUUGAUCCCGGGGCUGCCCAUCACCUUACACUCGCCUGCCAUUAUGACUCGAAGCUCUUCCCUCCUGGGUCAGCCCCCUUUGUGGGGGCCACGGAUUCAGCUGUGCCCUGUGCCUUGCUACUGGAGCUGGCUCAGGCCCUUGAUCUGAUGCUGAGCAGGGCGAAGCAGCAGGCAGCCCCUGUGACCCUGCAGCUGCUCUUCUUGGAUGGGGAAGAGGCACUGAAGGAGUGGGGGCCCAAGGACUCCCUUUAUGGGUCCCGGCAUCUGGCCCAGCUUAUGGCAUCCACGCCACACAGUCCUGGUCCCACUAGGAUCCAAGCUAUCGAGCUCUUUGUGCUUCUUGAUCUUCUUGGAGCUCCCAGUCCCACCUUCUACAGUCACUUCCCCAGAACAAUCCGCUGGUUCCAUCGGCUGAGGAACAUUGAGAAGCGCCUGCAUCGGCUGAACCUCCUGCAGUCCCACCCACAGGAGGUGACAUACUUCCAGCCUGGGGAGCCCCCUGGCUCUGUGGAAGACGACCACAUCCCCUUCCUCCGCAGAGGGGUCCCUGUGCUCCACCUCAUCGCCACGCCAUUCCCUACUGUCUGGCACACGCCUUGGGAUACAGAGGCCAAUCUCCACCCUCCCACUGUGCACAACCUAAGCCGAAUCCUUGCUGUGUUCCUGGCUGAGUACCUAGGGCUCUAGCCUGUAGGCCAGUGCCCUCGAGGACCUUACUCUGAAGGGGACAGCAGGGGACAUGCCAAGAACACCUGGAGCCAGUGCAGGAAGCACAGCAGGCCCUAUCUCAGGUGCGCUGGCUCAUCCUUUCCUAUACCUUUUAGCCCCUUCAUAUGCCACGGUUGGUGACUAUCUCAAACUGCCCUCAAGGACACAGAAGGGACCACUGAGGGGUGACAGCUGAAGAAUAGAGCUCGGCCCCUGCUCUGAGGUAAACACCUGGUCUAGCCGUUUCCAGGGGCCACAUGCUGUAUUUUUAGUCAACCAGCAAGGGUCUGGUACGUGGAUCAGCAUCACCCCACCCUGCAGUGCGUUCUCCUGCAGAAUGGCAGUCUCAGCUCCACACACAUCCAGACCUGACUCCCGGGUGGGGCCCACAGCAGAGGGGCUCAGCAUUGGGGACAAAGGAGAUGGAAGGUCAGGUUCGGCCUGAUCCUGUGGGCAAGUCACCAGUGUUUUAAGGGAAUCAGAGGUUAAAGUAGCGGUGUGAAAUAUUAAAUAUCAUUGCACAAUGUGACGUUUCCAGAGUAAGGCAGAGAAUGGUACUCAAUGCCUUUCACCACGGAACCCCUUAUUGGGAGGCACCUCAUAGAACUAGGGGACCUCAGAAGAUACUUCGGGAAACACUGGGUUUGGCCUAUUUGAGGCUAUUUAUGGUAGAAAAGUGUCAGCAGACUUAGGUUCAUUGCAAAGUGGUGACAUCAAACCAUCCCUUCCUUUUUGGUGCAGUGCUGGGUGUGGAACCCAGGGGCCUGGUAAAUGCUACUGCUCUGCUAGUGAGCUACAUCUCAGCUUUUUUUGUGUGUGUGAAACUGGGGGUUUGAACUCAGUGCUUUAUGCUUGGAGCUCCAGUCCAUUUAGCUCUGGUUAUCUUGGAGAUGAGGUCUGGAACUAUUUGCCCAGGCUGGCCUUGAACGGCAGUCCUGAUCUCAGUUUCUCAAGUAAUUAGGAUGACAGGACCUGGGUUUUGUUUUUUACAUUUAAGUUUUUGCAGUACUGGGGUUUGAACUUAUUUUUGAGACAGAAUCUCACUGCUACCUUUGCC